UUGUUUUGUUUGUUUUUUUCAGAUGAGGUUGAGCUGUGGAUAGUCAUGACUAGCAUUGUGUCUGGAGCCAUCAUGUACACGGUGAUGGUCGCCAACACUGCUGCAAUGAUGUCUGAUGUGGACAUAACAUCAAGAGUGUACAAGAACAAGAUGAAUCAUCUGGAAGAUUAUAUGACUUUCAUGAAGCUUCCCAAAGCCCUUCGUAUGCACAUCAGCAACUACUUUCAGGCUCGUUAUGAAGGGAAAUGGUAUGAUGAGAAAGAUGUCCUGAAGUGGGUGUCUUCAUCUCUCAGAGAGGAAAUUCUGAUGACCAUGUGCUCAGCCCAUGUGAGAAAAGCUCCCUUUUUCCGGAACUGUGAUAUAAACUUCGUCAAUGCCAUUCUUCUGGAGCUGCAGUAUGAGGUCUACCAGGAGGGUGACAUCAUCAUCCGCCAGAACGCUCCUGGUGACCGCAUGUUCUUCAUCGAGCAUGGGCAGGUCUUUGUGGAGAAUGAGUUUUUCCGUAGGGAACUGUGUGAUGGACACUAUUUUGGAGAGUCAUGUCUCUUAACAAGAGGAAGGCAUUUGGCUACAGUACAAGCUCUGACUAUCUGUCAGCUUUUUUCCUUGUCGGUGGACUCCUUUCAUUCUGUUCUGAAGGACUAUCCAGACAUCAGAAGGGACCUGGAGACAUUUCAACUGGAUAAAGACAGUUUGUUAUCUUGAGAAAAUGGCUACACCUGCAUCAAACCCCUCCUGCAGCUUCCUCAGCAUGCACUUUGCCAGAUUUGCCAGCUUUGCUUUGCUUGGAUAUUCCUCUUUAUUGGCAUAGAUUUCCAGAAGUGGUUUUGGAAUAUUCUGUUCCAGCUGGUGGAUGUGGCCUUAAGUAUCCUCAGCUGUCGGAAAAUGGACUUUGUAAAGCAAAUAAAGUGUGACUUGGCAACUACAUUGGAAUGGGAUUCCUCUGAGAAUACUGAUUUUAGACUGUUUGUAGGCCACCUUCUCAAGCUCCUCCCCUCCUGGCCUCCGCUGCUAUACUACUU
Molecule: messenger RNA, 1022 nt
Organism: Cyprinus carpio (common carp)
Lineage: Eukaryota; Metazoa; Chordata; Actinopteri; Cypriniformes; Cyprinidae
Product: potassium/sodium hyperpolarization-activated cyclic nucleotide-gated channel 1-like
Exons: 5
Coding region: 46-705 (219 amino acids)
Biological process (GO): transmembrane transport; monoatomic ion transport
Cellular component (GO): membrane
Molecular function (GO): monoatomic ion channel activity
Source: RefSeq, a predicted model, not a curated record